AUGUCAGUGGAAAUACGACUGCACCGGCCGCGGCCACACCGGAGCGGCACAGGGUCCCGCGCUCGCCCAACUUCCUCGCGCUCUGCGGCCCCUCCUAGGCCCGCUGCCUCAGCUGCCGGCCGCCGUGGCCCUCGCCGCCCGGAAAAGCGCGGGCUCGGGCGGCCGCCGAGGAACCCUGCGCUGCGCGGGCUGCGGCUGCUCUGCCGGUGGCUGCCGAGGGGCCGUGGGGCCGUCCCGCCGUCAGCGCCGCCGUCCGAGCUGCAGGCGCAGCUCUCGGGAGUGGAGCCGCUGCUGGAGGAGUUCCGCCGGCUGCUGCAGCAGGAGCGGCCGCAGGAGGAGCGGGAGCGGGAGCUGCGCGCGGGCGUCUGGCUCCGGGAGGAGGGCUGCCCGGGCCGGGGCGGCGGCGGCUACAGCGCCACUCCAGACGCCAUCAUCCGCACCAAGGACUCCCCGGCGUCCGGCGCCCGCUUCCUGAGCCCGCCGGCAACCGUGGGGGACUGGCGGCCGUGCGCGGGCUGCUGCUCGGAGCCGCGCUGCUCGGUGACGGUGGUGGAGCUGCCCCGGCGGCCCGCGUCGCCCGCCGCCGCCGCGCUUGGCUGCUGCCUCUUCAACUGCACCGCACGUGGCCGCAGCGUCUGCAAGUUCGCGCUGCACCGGGGCUAUAGCAGCUGCAGCCUCUGCCGCGCUUUUACCGCCGGCGGGGAGACCGGGGAGCCUCACCGCACAGGGGUGAGAACUCCGCUGGAGGAGGCCGGGCCAGACCUCCAGGUCCUGCUGCCCUGGCACCUGUUGAGUGGCGCCCAGGAGGAGACCACUUGGGCAGUACACUUUGGCAGUAGAGCCAAGUGAGAGAUGAAGCAUCCUCCUUUCAAGGGAUUUUUAGUUCGGGGCCAU
This is a messenger RNA of Mustela erminea (ermine), 894 nucleotides long. Its product is annotated as low-density lipoprotein receptor-related protein 11-like. Lineage: Eukaryota; Metazoa; Chordata; Mammalia; Carnivora; Mustelidae. The record is from RefSeq and is a predicted model, not a curated record.